GCCAAAAUCUGUCACGGAUUGCAUCGAUCGGAGCGGCGGCUGCUUUUCGUAAACAAUCCUUUCUCGUCGUCUAUCGUCGGUCACUGGACGAGUUUGCUUCUAGGAGGACUUCCGGAGGAAAUUCAAGAAAAAUCAAUACUUACGUGAAUGUGCGAUGUGUUGUGCUUGAUGUGAAAAUCAAAGAGAAAUAUUUCGCAAUGUUUUGCAUGUGCAGUUUGAUCUACGUGGCGCUCUUCAUCGGCUCUUUUCUGCUGAUUGGUUUGCUAACGGUGUUCUUAUUGCUACGCCAGAUAAUCAGAAGCCAGAAGAAUAAGCGCCGUUCCAACAACGAUAACGAUAAAUAUGUGGCACUGUUCCAUCCUUACUGUAAUGCUGGGGGAGGAGGAGAACGUGUCCUCUGGUGUGCGGUAAAAGCCCUCCAGAACAAAUACGAUGGCAUCAAAUUGUUCAUCUAUACGGGUGAUUUGGAGGCGACGCCAAAGGAGAUUCUGGGUAAAGCGGAGAGAACCUUCAACAUCAGUUUGGACAGCAAGAGAAUCAAGUUUGUGUUCUUGAAGAAGCGCACUUGGGUGGAAGCAAAUCGGUAUCCAUACUUUACCUUGCUAGGUCAGAGUUUGGGAUCUAUGGUAUUGGGAAUGGAAGCUUUGUUAAAACUCCAGCCGGACGUUUUCAUCGAUACGAUGGGGUAUGCUUUCACAUAUCCUAUAUUCUCAUACAUCGGAGGAUGUAAAAUUGGAUGCUACACUCAUUAUCCAACGAUUAGCACUGAUAUGCUGCGAAGGGUUCAGAAUCAGGUCAACACUUUCAACAACCGCGCCUAUGUGGCCAAGAACCCGUUUGCGACUUGGAUUAAAAUUGUCUACUACAGGAUUUUCUCCAAAAUUUACGGAAUGGUUGGCCGGUGUGCUGAUACAGUGAUGGUGAAUUCCAGUUGGACCGAGAAUCACAUAAUUUCUCUUUGGGAUGUUCCAUACAAAACUCAUCGGGUGUAUCCCCCGUGUGAGGUAUCGCAUUUGAAGAAACUUCAAUCGUUGGCAAGCGCCCACGACAAGAUCGUAAUCCUAUCGGUUGGACAAUUCCGCCCGGAGAAGGACCAUCCUUUGCAGCUGCAAGCCAUGUACGAAUUGAGAACCCUCCUGAAUAAGGACGAGGCGCUAUGGAAUCGACUUCGGUUGGUCAUCGUUGGCUCGUGUCGCGGCGAGGAAGAUCGGGAACGUGUGAAGAAUAUGCAAGACUUUGCCAAGCACCUGUCGUUGGAGAACUCGGUUGAAUUCAGGGUGAACGUAUCCUACCAGGAGCUGAUCCAGUGCUAUCAGGUGGCAACGAUUGGUCUGCACGCAAUGUGGAACGAACACUUUGGAAUCAGUGUGGUCGAAUGUAUGGCUGCUGGGCUGAUCAUGGUCGCGAACAGAUCUGGCGGCCCGCUGAUGGACAUCGUGGAAACCUCGGAAGGCAGCCAAAACGGUUACCUGGCUAUCGAUGCCUACGACUACGCCCGGUGCAUCGCCACAAUUCUGUACAACGGCCGGAACUACAACAACAAGAUUCGUGAAGCAGCGCGCGCCUCAGUGGACCGUUUCUCGGAGAAGGAGUUUGAAAACGGAUUCCUGCGGGCAAUUUCUCCCAUAAUUGACGAUAAAGAUUUUCGCUAGGUGACAAAGAUUUGGAAGUAGUUUUGUAAAUAUUAUCAAAUGUUAGUAGAUUUUAGCGUGUCCCACGCUUUCCAAGGUCUCUCAAUUGUAACGAAUAGAUUUUUGUUAGGACGUCUCUUAUAAUCAAUCAGGUUACAUUUAGCGCUAAGCCCAAUUACCCUACAAUUUACCACUGUAGAAACUCAAUGUGAGAAGGAAACAAGAUCGAAUAAACUUCUCUCGAAACAGUUUGAAUCAUUUACCGUAA
Molecule: messenger RNA, 1899 nt
Organism: Aedes aegypti (yellow fever mosquito)
Lineage: Eukaryota; Metazoa; Arthropoda; Insecta; Diptera; Culicidae
Gene: Alg11
Product: GDP-Man:Man(3)GlcNAc(2)-PP-Dol alpha-1,2-mannosyltransferase
Exons: 3
Coding region: 198-1652 (484 amino acids)
Biological process (GO): protein N-linked glycosylation
Cellular component (GO): endoplasmic reticulum membrane
Molecular function (GO): GDP-Man:Man(3)GlcNAc(2)-PP-Dol alpha-1,2-mannosyltransferase activity
Source: RefSeq, a predicted model, not a curated record